Fimicolochytrium jonesii is the source of this 1603-nucleotide messenger RNA. Its product is annotated as glycoside hydrolase superfamily. The annotation marks the transcript as partial. The transcript has 4 exons. Gene Ontology annotation, molecular function: hydrolase activity, hydrolyzing O-glycosyl compounds. Lineage: Eukaryota; Fungi; Chytridiomycota; Chytridiomycetes; Spizellomycetales; Powellomycetaceae. The record is from RefSeq and is a predicted model, not a curated record.
CGCAAGGGCGAGGGGCAAGGUCUUAAUCGUGCGACUUGCAUAGUUACUGUAGGCGGUGGGAACAUCUCGCUCCAUCUUGCUGCUCAUCCGCUCCCCACUCUCCCCACUCUCCCCAUCCUCGUCCUCGUCGUCCGUCUGGCUCCCACAAAUGCCAUCUUCCCCCCCGCCCGAACAGUCCCCUUCACAACCACCACCACCCCCGCCGCUCGCGAAAAUACACAAAGUCGACACCAGAACUUCUCACUUGCUGGACACGCACGGCCGCACCCGUUUCUUUCACGGCGUUAACGUGGUGUUCAAGAGGGAGCCUUGGUAUCCACCGACGGAGGAGUUCGACCCGGUGACAUCGUUUUGUGAUGAGGACAUACGAAUCCUAGCCUCCCUGAACCUCAACUGCAUCCGUCUUGGCGUGCACUGGGCCGGCGUCGAGCCCACCCGGGGCGCCUACUCCACGGCCUAUCUCUCCGCAAUCCGGCACAUCAUCCAGCGAUGCGCGACGCUUGGCAUCUACGUUCUGCUCGAAUUCCACCAGGACGUGUUGCAUCCUCGCUGGGGCGGGCACGGUGUCCCCGACUGGGUCGCGGAUGCGUGUGGUGGGGCACCUGGUGCGACGUUGGCGGGAUUCAAGGUGCCGUGGUAUUUGGUGUACUUCAAGUAUGCUGUUGCGGACGCUUUUGGCAAAUUGUACGCCAACCACGACGGCCUCCUGGAUGCAUUCGCGGCGUACUGGAAACGCGUCGUUGAGGAGUACAGAGACGAGCCGAACGUUAUUGGGUACGAGAUCAUGAACGAGCCAUGGCCCGGCAACCACUACAAAAACCCCCUCCUCCUCCUCCCCAACCACGCCAGCUCCACAACCCUGCACAAAAUGCACACCCACGUCGCCCUCUCAAUCCGCUCCACAACCCCCUCCGCCCUCCUCUUCUUCGAAGACGCAACCUGGGACACCGCCUCCCGCGCCCCCUUCGUCCCCGGCGGCGCAGAAUUCGCCGACCGCUCCGUGCUCGCCUACCAUUACUACCAGCCCCCGCAACGCGCCGGAAUCAACACCUACCUCCAAAACAGGAAACGGGACGCGAAACGGUUAGGCUGUGGGCUGUUCAUGACCGAGUGGGAGAUGUGGGUGGGCGAUACCGAUCUCCCCACCACGAGCUCGGCUCCACUCCACCCCCGCAUCCAGAAGAUGUACGAAACCGCCGAAGCGGCCGACACGCACCUCCAGUCCUGGCUCGGGUGGUCGUACAAAUCCUUCGCGCAGGGUGCGGAUUCCGCGGACGGCAGUCUGUUCACACGCACUGGCGCGCGACGCCCGGAGAUCGAAUCGCUGUGGAGCCGGCCGUAUGCGAGUGCGGUGGCCGGGCGCGUCCACAGCAUGCGGUUCGAUUGCGCCCGCGGGGUGUUUGAGUUGUGCUACCGGCCGCGAUGGCGUGGGGACGACGCGGGGGAUGAUCAGGCGUACGAGACGGUGAUUGCGCUGACGCGCGCGACGCAUUACCCGACGGGGUUUAGGGUGGCGGUUUGGCCGGAGGGCGCGCCGGUGAGGUGGGUGGAGCGGGUUUUGGAGGCGGGGAAUUCGGUGGUGGUCUUGACGCCGGGUGCUGGG